Messenger RNA from Dendrobium catenatum, 793 nucleotides. Its product is annotated as wound-induced protein 1. NCBI's taxonomy places the organism in Eukaryota, Viridiplantae, Streptophyta, Magnoliopsida, Asparagales, Orchidaceae. The coding region runs from base 48 to 506 and encodes 152 amino acids. The transcript has a single exon. The record is from RefSeq and is a predicted model, not a curated record.
UUCAUUCAACCAGGCAAAAUCAAAAGAAAACCAAACCCAUAGAAUAAAUGGAAGAGAAGAAGCAGAUAGUGCUGGAGUUGUACGAAGGGCUAGCGAGUGGCGAGACGGAGAAGGUUGCUGUGCUUUUAACUCCAGACCUUGAGUGGUGGUUCCACGGUCCACCGGGCCGGGAGCACAUGAUGCGCGUGCUCACCGGAGUGGAAGAGGAAGAUAAGCGCGGAUUCCGGUUCAGGCCGCGGCUGGUGGUCGAAUUGGGGAAGUGGGUGGUGGCGGAGGGGUGGGAGAACCGGGAAGACGUCUACUGGGUUCACGUCUGGGCGGUGGAGGGCGGUAUCAUAACUAAGUUCCGUGAGUACUUCAACACUCGCGUGACCGUUCGGGAACUCAGCCCGACAAAUCCGGCUUCGGGGUGGGUGGUCAGCGAUGGGAGCUCCGGCGGUCCGACGGUUUGGGAGAGCCGGGGGCAACUCGGCAGGUCGAUGCCGGGGCUCGUGCUUGCCAUUUGAAUGAGUCGAGGGAGGUGGGGCCUACCUGCGGAUGUUUCGAUGUUCUGUGCGGAAAAACUUGUGUGGCAUAGUAAGAACUGGCAUGUAGCGAACGGCGAAUUCAGAGUAGCGGCCGGUAUGCCAGGAAUUCCAUUGCCCAGCCUUCAAUGCCCACCUAAAAAAAUUACCGUGGACGUGUUCGGCACGUGGAUCUAUUUUAAGUUUUUUUUUUGUUAAAAGCCUGGGCAGAGUGUAUGUAUGUAUAAAUUCGUUAAAAACUUUAUUUAUUAAUUUUUAUUUUUGAACUC